AGAGAGAGAGAAAGAGAGAGAGAGUGGGAGAGCCGGUCCGGUCUCAACAUGGACUCAGGCAGUGACUGCUGAGCUGCCGCUGAACCGAGGUGGAUGAAGAAGAAGAAGAAGAAGAAGAAGUGAUCGUGUGUCUCCGGGCUGAAGCUCCGACUCCGGAUUAACAUUAUUAUGCCCAGCGCCAGCGUGUCCGUGCGAAGUUUAUGCGAAGUGGAGAAACACCACAGCAGCCGGAUGGAUCGGAGCACGGAGGGCAGUUUACUGAACCUCCCUGUAUCGAUGCGGCGGGGUUCUUCAGAGAACAAUCUGGAUCUGGACCUCAGUGAUUCCAGUCCUGGUCCCGCCAUCGGUUUCGAGAUCCAGCGCAGUCGUUCCUGCUUGGACAACCUCCAGCAAAAGAUACUGAAAGUCACAGAGCAGCUGAAGAUUGAGCACACGGCGAGAGACGAGAAUGUAGCCGAGUAUUUGAAGCUGGUGAACAGUGCGGAGAAGCAGCAGCUGGGGCGCAUCAAGCAGGUGUUUGAGAAGAAGAACCAGAAAUCGGCUCAAAACAUCGCUCAGAUGCAAAAGAAGCUGGAGCAGUAUCAUCGCAAGAUGAAGGACAGUGAAAUCCAUCACAGCCCCACCCCUCAUCCGUCCGCUUUCAAGCACAGCACCAUCCCAAGGGAUUCGCCCAGAGAGCUGCUGAGGGAUAUGACGGGCAGUGGCCGACACCCGACCAUGGACAAGAUCAAGACCAUCGGACCAGGCGUUUCUCUCUCGCCUCCUUUCUUCUUCAGCAAACCUAGAGAGUUCGCCAACCUCAUCAGGAACAAGUUUGGCAGCGCUGACAACAUCGCCCACCUCAAGACCAGUCUCGAUGCUUCCUCUCCGUUACCCACUGACAGUGCAGGAAAGGGGCUGAGCAGCAGCACCUCCAUGGUCAGCAAGCCCAAGUACCCCAGUGAUGACGAGUGCUCCUCGGAGUGCGCUUCUAUUUCAGCAGACAGUAACGGACACCCGGCGGCAGGAGGGGUGUCAGCGGGGCAGGCGCACGGUCAGGAGCAGCCUGCAGGCGGCGACAGUCACGGCAGACUGGCCCUGAGCCUGGAGGAGGUGAGGGAGGUUAAAGAAGCUCAAGGCCAGUUCGAGGAUGACAUGGAGGAGCUGAAGGCUCAGUUCAAGAGAGAGUAUGGCAUCCUCAGCCAAACACUGCAGGAAGAGAGAUACAGAUAUGAACAUUUGGAAGACCAACUGAACGACCUGACGGAGCUUCACCAAAAUGAAAUGACGAAUUUGAAGCAGGAACUGGCCAGCAUUGAGGAGCGGGUGGCCUACCAGGCACACGAGAGGGCCAGGGACAUACAGGAAGCCCUCGAGUCGUGUCAGACGCGAGUGUCCAAGCUGGAGCUCCAGCAGCAGCAGCAGCAGCAGACGGUCCAGCUCGAGAGCCACGACGCCCGGGUCCUGCUGGGGAAGAGCAUCAACAUCAUGCUGGCCAUCAUCACCGUCAUCCUGGUGUGCGUCUCCACCGUUGCCAAGUUUGCCGCCCCACUGAUGAGGAGCCGAUACCAUGUGGUCGCCACCUUCCUGGGGAUUUGCUUCUUGACCAUGUUCUGGAAGAAUUUGGACCGUUUACAGUACGCCAUGGACAGGUUGCUGGUGCUCGGCUGACCAUACCGAAAAUCAACAAUAACGCCACACUGUCAGUUGUUAGGAUAGUCUAAGAGGAUUGGUUGUACAAUCGUCAGAUGACACGAUCGCCAUUCAUCUACAGAAGUCACUGUUUUUUUUUUUAAGUGACAUUUUUUUUGAUUUUCUUGUCUUCACUUGAAUGUUUGUAGCUAAUAUUUCCAUUUUUCCAUCGUGACAUUAAUAUUUAUAACAGUAUAUAUUGUUAGAUCCUCACUGAUUGAUGAAAAACUAAUAAUCACAGGAGACAAAAGGCAAGGGUGAAGAGAAAUGCUUUUUACCACAAUGAUCAGGCCAAAUUGAAGAAAAUGCUUAUUCUCUUCAUUUUGCCUCAGCUUAACUCAAUAUCACUGAAACUCUUGCAAUCAUGCACAUGGUGAAGAAGAAGGCUACGUCGACAUGUGCUUAUUUGCCCUCUUUCUGAUAGUAAAAUGAAAUGAUCUAUACCACGCUCACAUCUGUAUGGCUACAAUCAGCUGCUGUUUAGCUUAGCUUAGCAUAAACCCGUAACAUAUUGGUACAUGCGAUCGGGACGCUGGAAGUACUUGUUACUUUUAGACAGAGCCAGGCUCUGUGGGCCUGUUUCUCGUCUUUUUGCUAAGUUUAGCUAACAGGCUUCUGGUAUUACCUCCAUACUUAACUAGAUUUUCUAAUCAGACUUUCACCCAAAGAGGUGAACGAGUGUAUAUAUUUAAACUUUGAAUUAUUGAUUUGAAUGAGGAACCUACUGAGGCCUAUGUCACAAAUAGGUGCAUGUAAAGCGAAAGCAAGUCAAAGUCCACAUGAAGCCACAUUGCGGAGGGAAUCUUUCAUCCCCCCUUCGCUCAAACAAAUUUGGAAGUGAUCUGGAGAUGAAGGUUCGCGCUGAUGCAUUCCCGCAUGGCACAGAGGAAAUUCGCGGUUUUCUACGUGUUUAUUUUCUUCAUCCCUCGCAUGGAUGAGGAAUGUUUUUCCUAUCAAGGGCUAUUCAAUGCGGUCGAUGCUGCAAGACGACUGUGUCAGAUGGUAGUGGUGAUGAUGCUCCUCCGUCCAGGGUCUUAAGCAGAAAGAAAGUCUUAGCGAGUGUGACUUUAGAAAAGAACAGUUGGGCGGUGGGAGUGUGUUGUACGUUACCUGAAGCUCCUUGUUGCUUCAACGAUUUCAUGUUGUAGACAGUUGUCAGGCGCUACCAGAUGGUUCCACAUUAAACGGAGUGGCAAAUAUGCUCGGCUCAGUUUUCACAUGCAAAGACAUCAGCAUGUUCAGUGGAGGUCAUAUCAGGCUUUUGAUCUUGUAGGGUAGGAAAAUGCACAGUUUUACUUUUACAAUUUUAGAGGCAAGAAGGCUAUGCGUGCGUUUCCAUCUCCCGGACUGACCUGACAGGCAGCUGUAGGGUUCCCCACUGAAGGAAACGUUAGCUUUUAUUGCAGAAAAAUCAAAUUCAAAUAAAUCAGUUGCUGUCAUGAGAAAUUCUUUAUAUUUAUGAAUUGUCCCACGGGCCAGAUCAACUUGUCUGGCAGCCUGGAGGCCGACGACUCCCCGCCCCUGUCUUAUGAUUGCCUUGUUUGACUUUUGCGGUCAGUCGUCUCUUAAAGUUUCUCUGUGUACUGGUCAUCGUGUUCAAAGUGCAAUAUAUUUGAUUUAAAGAAUGAUUAUUUUUAGGAGUGUGUGUGUGUUUAUAUAAAUAUUUUCACAAUGACAGGCUGUUGGUGUUGUCUGGAGUGGGGAGAGGGGGCUGUCAUUAAUGUUUGCAUGAGAGAUCAUAACCACUGAAGAAGCCACUGCUGGUGUGUGAUAAGACCAGCUGUCUCCUCUCUCUGGGGUCAAACAUGACUCUCACUGCGCUGGUAGCAUGGUGAUAUCAACACACGGCAGAAUCACCAGUGCAGUGACGCAUGCAUGUGCACCCAAGCAACACUCGGCUCUCUGUAUUUACAUGUCUUAUGGGUGUUUUACCCACUCUCCAUGUCUUUUACUAAUAAUGUGAUCAAGAGGCAAUGGGUUAUACUGUGAUAAAAGACAUUUUUCUCCGAGGAAAAAUGCAAUUCUCUUUUUUUAACGACGCAACAAACAGCCUUCAGUGCUCUGUGGUGACGAGCACAUUACAGUUUCAAAGUGCUGAAUUAUGAGCCUAUUUAAUGGACUGACUAAUGCUAUUUGUUUGUCUUAUGAACAUUGCCUGUAAGGAUCUCACAUGAAGCCACAGACCACUUUUUUUUAAUGUUUGUCUGCCACUUUAACAUUGUUUGUGUCGAUAUUUGUUCUUGUCAGCGACUGCAUCAUAUUGUGUUGUUUCUGUUUUAACGCAGUUGAGGAAGUCUGACCUGCAGAACCACAGAUCAGGUUUACAUUCUCUUCUCAUCUCUGGUGCACUGUGACCAAUCAGUCGUAUCUUCAUGCAUCAUGUGCCUUCGUCUGACAAUUUCUGUUAAAUUAAACAACCCUUUUUAAACAA
Platichthys flesus (European flounder) is the source of this 4102-nucleotide messenger RNA. Its product is annotated as transmembrane and coiled-coil domain protein 3-like. Lineage: Eukaryota; Metazoa; Chordata; Actinopteri; Pleuronectiformes; Pleuronectidae. The record is from RefSeq and is a predicted model, not a curated record. Bases 169 to 1650 code for a protein of 493 amino acids. Gene Ontology annotation, cellular component: endomembrane system. The transcript has 4 exons.